GCAGUGAAAGCAUCGCCGCUGUUGGUGUCCGAGGCUGCAGGGUGAGAGGCCGAGGUCUGGCCGGGCUUCAGGACACUGAACCCGCUGCAGCUUCAAAUCGUAGGAGCGGGGACGAAGGGCUCGCUUCCGGCGUCAUGGCUCAAAGGGCCUUCCCGAAUCCUUAUGCCGAUUUUAACAAAUCCCUGGCCGAAGGCUACUUUGAUUCUGCCGGGAGGCUGACUCCUGAGUUCUCACAACGCUUGAACAAUAAGAUUCGAGAGCUGCUUCAGCAAAUGGAGAGGGGCCUAAAGUCGGCAGACCCCCGGGAUAGCACUGUUUACACUGGCUGGGCAGGUAUCGCUCUGCUUUACUUACAUCUCUAUGAUGUGUUCGGGGACCCCGCUUACCUCCAGAUGGCACAUGGCUACGUAAAGCAAAGUCUGAACAGUCUGACCAAGCGCUCCAUCACCUUCCUGUGCGGGGACGCAGGCCCCCUGGCCGUGGGCGCCGUGGUGUACCACAAGAUGAACAAUGAGAAGCAGGCAGAAGACUGCAUCACCCGGCUAAUUCACCUGAACAAGAUUGACCUCCGUGCUCCAAAUGAAAUGCUCUAUGGACGAAUGGGCUAUAUCUAUGCCCUUCUCUUUGUGAAUAAGAACUUCGGAGUGGAAAAGAUUGCUCAAAGCCAUAUUCAGCAGAUUUGUGAAACAGUCUUAACCUCUGGAGAGACCCUUGCCAGAAAGAGAAACUUCACAGCAAAGACUCCACUGAUGUAUGAAUGGUACCAAGAAUAUUAUGUGGGGGCUGCUCAUGGCCUGGCAGGAAUUUAUUACCACCUGAUGCAGGUAAGAGAUGAAGAUGGUGGAACUGAGAAACGCGCUUGCUCACUGCCCGGGCCAGGGCAAGAAGACCGAGGCUCCCCCUCUGGCUUUUCAUUCUGUCAACCAACUGCCUCACUCUCCUUGCCAUUUCCUGGCCUCGACAAACAAGGGCAAUGUUUGCCAGAGUGCAUUUUACAGUGUAUAAACAUAAAAGGCGCUGUGCCGUGGGAUGCUGUCUGAUUUGUAGGUGACCCGUACUUGCCUGCUUCGUGCCGCUUUGCAGACGGAAGUGUUUUGACCUGUACUUCUACAUGAAGUGCCUUCUGC
Molecule: messenger RNA, 1127 nt
Organism: Leptonychotes weddellii (Weddell seal)
Lineage: Eukaryota; Metazoa; Chordata; Mammalia; Carnivora; Phocidae
Source: RefSeq, a predicted model, not a curated record